Phascolarctos cinereus (koala) is the source of this 2588-nucleotide messenger RNA. The record is from RefSeq and is a predicted model, not a curated record. Lineage: Eukaryota; Metazoa; Chordata; Mammalia; Diprotodontia; Phascolarctidae.
AGGAAAGUGGGACGGGGUGACGUUACUGCCCAGCCUCCUUUCCACCCCGGCGGCUCCGGAAGGAAGCUUGUGCUUACCUCCUCCAAUCCACCUUGGCUUGGGCUGGUCUAGUCACUAUGGCAGCGCGCGGGGAGGGGCCACACAGUGUAGAAAUUCAGCUGAGGAAGGACGGGCGAAACCUGCCUCUCCAACCCUUCCUCGGAAUUCCUCCCAGUCCGGAUCUGGCCGCCCAGGGCUCCUCCCCUUUGCGGGGCCGGGAGGUCUGGGUCGAAGCUAGAGCUUCUCCGAGCCAAUCCGCCCAGUCCCUUUUGUUCCCGAUACUGUGCUCUGCCCCCUCUGCGGCAGGUCUGGCGCUCCUUCUUUCUGGUCGGAAUCCUGACCCUGGUGUGACUCCGCCAAUGGCACUGGCGCGCAGCAGGGGGGUCUGCGAACUGGACCUCGAAUGCCCUUGGAGUCACCCAGGCUCGCUGGUCUACUCCGGGGCCAAAUAGGCAGCACGCUUUUGUUCUCUAGAAGGUCUGUGGGCUGCCCUAUUAGUAACUGAAAAUUGCCUGGCUUUCCCGAAGUUAUUUGCUUGUGGUCUGCCCCGUUAUAAUUAGAAUUUCCCGAGGACACGGCCAAUUUUUGUCUUCCUUGUAUCCCGUUUUUCCAGCGCAGAAGAAAUCUGUGGCUUCUAGCAACUAGGCCUCGGGCAUGGAUUGUCUGUGCUUUAAAGCUGAAAGACUUGGGCUUAAUAACUAAGUCCCACUUCUGACACUCUUUAACCUGGCGACCUUGGGAAAAUCACUUGAGUAUCAGUGCAACUAAGCAUUAAGACUAAUUUCCUACCUGUGCACAGUAUAUUUAUUUCCUCCAAUGAAAUCACAAGUCUGGAUGAAAAUCAAAAUACAGCGCUUUGGUAGCACAGAAAAAGUACCUGUUCUUGUACCUGCUAGAAAAAGAAGCUGUUUAGAGCCAUGGGUUAUUGGCUUAAUCACCUUUAUAUCUAUGAUUGUUCUGGCAGUGUGCGUUGGACUCAUUGUUCAUUAUGUGAGAUAUAAUACCCGGAAGAACUAUAAUUAUUAUAGCACGUUGUCAUUCACCAGUGACAAAUACUACCAUGAGUUUGAUAAAGAAGCUACCACAAAUUUCACAGAAAUGAGUCAGAGGAUAGAAACAAUGGUUAAAAAUGCAUUUUCUCAAUCCAGCUUAAGGAGAGAAUUCAUAAAGUCCCAGGUUAUUAAGUUCAGUCCCCAGGAUCCCGGAGUGGUGGCCCACAUGCUGAUGAUUUUUAGAUUCCCCUCUACUCAGAGUCCUGAAUCUAUAAAGAAAACAAUUCAACGUGUGCUGCACGAGAAACUCCAACAUGCAACUGGGCCCCCCAAAGUAGACCCUUCGUCAGUUGUGCUCACAAAUAUCAACAAGACAGAAACAGACAACUAUUUGAGUAACUGCUGCGGAACACGGAUGGGUGCAAGCUUUGGCACAAGUGACAGGAUAGUUGGAGGACAAGAAGUAGUGCAAGAAGGUGAAUGGCCCUGGCAGGCCAGUUUGAGGUGGAAUGGGGUUCAUCGUUGUGGGGCAACCUUGAUCGGUGCCACGUGGCUCGUCAGCGCUGCUCACUGCUUCAGAAAUUACAAGGACCCUGCCCAAUGGACUGCUUCUUUUGGUGUGACAAUAAAUCCCCCCAAAGAGAAACAACGCCUCAAGAGAAUUAUUGUUCAUGAAAACUACAAGUACCCAUCUCAUGACUAUGACAUUGCUGUUACAGAGCUUUCUAGACCUGUAACUUACACUAAUGCUGUGCAUCGAGUGUGCCUCCCAGAUGCAUCCCAUCAAAUUAAUCCAGGUUCUGCAGCGUACGUCACAGGAUUUGGAGCACUCAGGAAUGAUGGUAAUAGUGUAAACCGUCUUCAGCAAGUAAAAGUGAAUAUCAUAGACACUAAAACAUGCAAUGAGCCACAAGCUUACAACAAUGCUAUUACCCCUGGAAUGAUAUGUGCUGGCUAUUUGGAAGGAGGAAAAGAUGCUUGCCAGGGUGACUCUGGUGGACCUAUGGUCAGUUCAAAUUCUAGAGACAUCUGGUAUCUUUAUGGCAUAGUGAGCUGGGGUGAUGAAUGUGCAGAACCAAAUAAGCCAGGUGUCUAUACUCGAGUGACUGCUUUUCGUAACUGGAUUGAAGCCAAAACUGGUAUCUAAGAGAGAAGUGAUUUGUAAAGUGAAAUGCAGAGUGGACCAUACUCACCCCAAACAAUCCAUAUGUAUUGGUUAUGCUAUCUCUAUAAAGUUUCUGUCUUUGAGAUUUUGACUUAAGGCCAUGAAUCUCAAAUGGCAGUAUGAAGAAAUUAUUUCCAUCCAUUCUCACAGAUUGUUGCAUUUUCUGCCUUUGUAAAGGCAGUGAACAAUCAAAAAAGACAAAAUAAACCAUUUUUUGCCUUAAAAACAAAUGUGUAUAUAUGUACAUAUACAUAUACAGAGAUAUGUGCUGUAGAAUUUUUUUCCUAUCUGAACGAGGUCAGAGCAAAGAGUAUCAUAAGGAAUACUAUUGUGCCAUAAUAAGCAAUGAAAGGGACAGUUUUAGAGAAACCCAGGAAGAUUUAUACGAACUG